GUUGUUCCUUCCUUCCUGCUUUGCCCGCACGUUUCGUGAUAUGGGGCAGAGCCUCCGGUCCGCCAGCACCACCUGAGGAUCCCGGAAGCCGCCCCCCCGCGAUGGAAGAGGACCAGGAGCUGGAGAGGAAAGCAAUAGAAGAACUACUUAAAGAGGCAAAACGUGGGAAAACAAGAGCAGAAACAAUGGGACCUAUGGGUUGGAUGAAGUGUCCUCUUGCUGGUACAAAUAAAAGAUUUCUAAUUAACACAAUUAAGAACACACUGCCCUCCCAUAAAGAGCAAGACCAAGAACAAAAAGAGGGCAGUGAGGAACCUGCGAAAAGCCAGACCCAGAAGGAAGAAAACCGGAAGCAACGCAGGAGCCACCCUUACAAGCACGGCUUCCCGGCUCGCGGCGCGGCCAGCCGUUCUCCACCAAGGAAGCGGAGCAGCCAGGAGAAGUACGAAAAGCGGCCGAGCAAGCGGUGAGGCGGGCUGCAGACCCAGCACGACUGUUAGGAGCAGUGAGCUGUUCCACCUGGGAUUGGGGGGGUGUGCAGAGAAAGGUACUGAGGACAGACCUUGAGCUGGCAGAGCAAACGCCUAAGAGGGAUUUUGACAGUAGGCCCUUGUGGUUGCGACCAGCAGAAACAACCCAGAGGAAACCUUCAAGGAAGUGAGUCCAAAAAGACUCGCUCUGAAGACGUCUUGGCAAGUUUAAGCUACUUCAGCAGUGUAGUAUACAUAUGUAUUGUUUUUAGUUUAUUUUGUUUGGAAGUUGGUUUCAAAAUGAAUCUAGAACUUAAAAGUUUUCAGAGUUUGUUAAAACUAGUUCCAUUGUUUUUGAUGUGCUGCAAUUGUGGUCAUUUCUCAAAAUCUCUCAAAAAAUGGAAUACUUGUAAAUCCUAUACUUUACAUUUUUGAGUGACAAAUUUAAAAUUUAGAAAUCAUCUGGUCAGUAGCCAUAUUUAUGAAAAGUUAUAGCCCUCCAAGGGCUAGAAAUUGACCGAGAAACUCCUUGAUAGCUCUGCAUUUGUCUUCCUUUAAGUGAACAAUGUAGGAAAUUCUCAGAAUGAAUUUAGCACUCCAUAUCAAUAACCAGAGGUUAAAGAAUUGGCUCUGUUGUUUCCUUGUGCAUUCUCAAACUCAUUCCUAAGAUAGAACAAUUUUUCUAUAUUUACUGUUUUUGAAUAAGUUUUAAGUGGUACUUUAAAAAGAACUCUCAAAGCUUAAAAUUAAUUAUUUUAAUGCUAUGUCUUAUUUAGCUGAAGACCACUCUUAGUAUAGUUGUUUCAGAAAUCUUAAUUGUAAAUGUAAAAAUGUGUUUACAAGCCUUUUUUUUGUUUUUUCAGUAUCGGUGUGAAUCUGUUUUAACAUACAAUCACAAACCUUUCAAAGCUGUGUUCUUCCUUUCAUGUUCAGGAGAAUGUCACCAAGCACCCUCUUCCCAGGUCCACAAAAGGAAGAAGGAUCUGCCUCUGUCCCCCCUCCCCAGUUUUCUGAAGUGUCUGAGCUUAUGCCUGGCUGCUCCCAGAUAAUCGUUCUGCCGCAGCCUGCUCCCUGCUUCCUGGCAGCCAAGAAAAGCCCUUUCUAAAAGCUAGAAAGGAGGAUAGCCAAAAAGUUAGCUUUGGGGUGUUUAUAGAGAAACCAGAAUAGACCUUGUAUCAUUCCCCAACUCCAAGCUACUCUGCCACACCCUCAGUCUGCUCUGAGCUGAAGGCUCGGGAGUCCCAAACCCAAAGCGUUCUCUCUUGACCCUCCCCUUCCCCCACCCAGGACCCCAGGACCUCAGCCUCUCACUUUGUAACAACAUGCAUUCCUUUCAAACACAGAAGGAAUUUGGUUCACAUGACUUUAUCCAAAUCUAGUUAUGCAUUAGCCUGUUUUAUUUGUGCUAUAUUUGAAAUGUUUUGUAUUCAAAUAUUUAUUAGAAAUAGCAUAAAGUUGUGGAGGUUUUUAAAAAUUCUUGUUAUAAUUAAGUAAAAUAAAGUUGAAUUAAACCAUUUGUCUAUGCGCU
Messenger RNA from Equus caballus (horse), 1998 nucleotides. RefSeq names its product RNA polymerase I and III subunit D (gene POLR1D). Lineage: Eukaryota; Metazoa; Chordata; Mammalia; Perissodactyla; Equidae. The record is from RefSeq and is a predicted model, not a curated record.